This is a messenger RNA of Orussus abietinus, 2059 nucleotides long. RefSeq names its product suppressor of fused homolog (gene Su(fu)). Gene Ontology annotation, cellular component: nucleus; cytoplasm. Gene Ontology annotation, molecular function: transcription factor binding. The transcript has 7 exons. The record is from RefSeq and is a predicted model, not a curated record. Bases 146 to 1453 code for a protein of 435 amino acids. Lineage: Eukaryota; Metazoa; Arthropoda; Insecta; Hymenoptera; Orussidae.
ACCCGUCGUAGUUCGCAGUAGUUCGUGACGGUCAGGGGCGAGAACGAGACAGCCCGUGAAUGGGCUUUCGCAUGUCGCAGCGAGCCAACCACACGAAGUACUUCGGAGAAGAUCCAGGUCCUCUCGCGUCUCAAAGCCGGAGUUUAUGUACGCCAACAUGCGAGAGCGGGAGGAAUUCGCGAGGAGCUUCCCUCCUGGCCAUCCAAGUCAGGCUCCUUCUCCGAGAGCCUUGGGAUUAGAUGCUUUACAUGGACUCUGCAAGGAGAUUUAUCCUGACCAGGGGAACCCACUCACUGUCACGGCUAUUGUCAAAUACUGGUUGGGUGGUCCAGAUCCUUUAGACUACAUAAGCAUGUACGAGAAUCCUGGAUGUCCCGAGCUGGGUGUACCUUCACAUUGGCACUACGUUAGUUUGGGCUUGUCGGACCUCCACGGGGACGGAAGGCUGCAUCCGAAAAGCGGUCCUGGUCGUCCGAGUGGCUUUGGAUUCGAGCUGACGUUCAGGCUGGUCAGAGAACGAGGGGAAAGGACUCCCCCAACGUGGCCGGCCAAUGUGAUGCAGCAAUUGGCGAAAUAUGUCUUUAAUUCGGGCAAUAUGUUACUUCCUGGCGACCACGUGUCCUGGCACGCGCCCCUCGACAACGGGAGCGGUCGCAUUACGCAAAUACUUAUGGGCAGGGAUCCCCAGCUGCCCAGUUCUGUGUCUACCCCCCACGGAGAGGUAUCCUUCGUUCAGAUCAUCGGCGUUACCUCGGAAGAGCUGCAGGCGGCUCAGCACUGGAACGGAUUGGGUGUUGUCAAUUUAUUGAAGACCUCCAGGGGAUGCGGCCCAUGGCUGGUAACGGAUACCAGGAGAAUUCAUUCCGUCAUGGAGGAGGAUCCAUCCGUUGCCGAGAAAAUACAAUGCGGCAUUGAGAGGGAAGGAUCCAAUUUGAGCGGCGUCUCUGCGAAGUGUUGGUGGGUGCAGAUGACCACUGACAAGAGCACAGAGAAGUACAGAGAAAAGAAAAACGACUCCGAUGAUGAGGAUGGCGAUGUGAAGCCGCUGAUCAAGACCGAGAGGUUGUCGCCUUGCGAGCAAGAGACAAGUUUCACGGAUGAGAACGGCGUCAGAACUCUGCCGGGACUUCACUUGACCUUCAACCUUGAAGCCGGAAGUCUCUUACCUCUUGCAAUUAAGGGUCGAGUUAUGCAUGGACGACACUUUACCUUCAAAUCGAUCUUGUCGCACUCGGCAGUGACGAUAGUUGCACCGACUGUUACCGGCACGCUGGUAUCCAAAGAAAGGCCUUACGUGAUUCAAGGCCCCUGGUUGCAAGUCCUGCUACCUGAGGAUCUGACGGAAAGAAUGGCUCAAGAAUUUCAGGUCUUGAGCAUGCCUAAUCAUAUUCAAUUACCAAAAACAUUUUCCUGGUCGGACCACAAGCUGGCUAUUACAAUCGUAAACGAUUAAGUGCGAGAUUAACGUUUGCCAUAGAAACGAUUUUGCAACAAGUGACAAUAUGUACAGUAAUCGAAAUGGUUUCCAAUUGAAGAGGUUCGUUCCAGAAUGAGCCACGUAUAUUUUACGGUAACAUUUAUUAUUUUGUAUAUUUUUUAUUGUGAAAUAAUUGUAACUUGUCUUGGGGCCAAUCCCUUCGAUUAGGAUCUGGACAGUGAUCGAUACCACUGGCACGGUGUUAAAAAGUCAUAUUAUUUUCUUACCUGGUUAAAAACUUACCACAGCCCAGCUCUUCUGACUAAUUUGAGAGUAUCGCAUGUAUUGAACGGCAUCGUAUACAACGUCCAUAUAGUAAGAUUUAAUUUAUUUUCAAUUUACUCGGCAAUCGCUUAAUAUAAUUAUUUUUUAUUAGGAAUAAUUUAUACAUUUAAGCUGAAUAUCGUAAGCGUUCGGAAUUUACAUCCUUUAGUUUAAUGUGAUAUGUUAAGUAGCUGGAAUACUGUUACGUAUUGAAUUUGCUCGGCUCUCCUGUACGUCCUUUACCGACCUUUGCUUGCAUCUCAAGGCGACGCGGUCGCUUGUAUUUAAUAACGUGUAAAUAAUACGGUAUAACUUAAA